GAGAGUGAAAGAGAGAGAGCGAGAGAGAGAGAGAGAGAGAGAGAGAAGUUUCCUCUGCUUUUGGCGCAUGUUCGCGUUUCGCUCACUUCACACGAUGGCACGCCUGUGUCAGCGUGCAGCGCUGUUGCGUCUGGAGCCCCGUUGCUAUCAAGGAAAUUGAGGAAUCUAGAAAGUGUCACCAUGGCCGAAUUUGGACAGAGCAAGCCCACCGUCGGUCCACCGGUUGCUGGUCGGAAAGCUUCGUCAGGGGGAGCCGGAACGAGGCUGGAGACGCACCGAGGGGAGCCGGUGUCAAACGGAAACUGCAGCGUGCAAGACACCGUGAAGAGGGUCCAAAACGAAGCCAGUUGCGAGUCCCCGACGUGGGAGAGCGCAAGUCUUGAUUCAGGCUCCAAGACAAUCCCACGACGCAGCAGUCUGAUCAAGGUAGGCCAUAAUUUCUCCAGGGAGACACAGCUAAUAUUGCUUCGAUAUUUGUGGAGGAAGCCUUUGAACAAAAUAACGCAAAUUCUUCCAACUCCAAAGUAGACUGAAAUAACUAUCUCAGAGAAGAUGUCUAAGACGGACAAAGUCAAUAAAAACACUCGAAAAGGCUACAACACGCUUCUGCUAGAGUGUUGUGCUGCUUGCAGAGAGCCUAAAAAAACACAAGAAAUUCAUUGAAGUCAUGAAAAUCUCCUCUGAGUCAUGCAUACAGCUCUGUAACAGAAACACUACUGAAAAAUACAGAUCUGUAAACACACAGUUAAUGCACUGUGUAUGGGCUUCCUGUCAGCUUCCUCUCCAUCUGUGACAAAUAGCAGAACAAUCAGUCACCUCAUUUCACUCACAUGUCACUACUGCUGAAAAAACUUAAUGAGAAGGCCAUGACUGAUAGGUAUUUUAAGUCAGCAUAUAUUAUAUUUUGGCUGAGAUAGUGCACUACCUGCCAAACCCAGACAGCUGAUUUUCUGAACAAAAAGCCUUGACAUCAACUACAUCUGACUGCACAGGUCUUAAGAAACAGAUAACUCACACUGAUCUUUUCAUUUGUAUCAUUUAAUUAGCUACCAUAUCAAAAAGAAUGAUACAAUUCAAUGCAACACAGUACAAUGCAGUACAAAAUGACUUCUUUAGAGUAAGUUGAGAUGUCAUACUACACCAUAUCACACCUGAUUUAUCAUAUCAUACAAUUCUAUACAAAACGGUACAAUAUGAUACAUUACAAAACAAAACAAUAUGUUAUGCUAUAAAGUCCUACAAUUAAAUUUUUAGCUAUGGGACACUAUAUGGUACAAUACGAUACAACAUGACACAGUAAGUUAUGAUACAAUACAAUAAGGUAAAGUACGACGGUAGAGUAUAAUAUGAUAUGAUAUAAUAUGAUAAAAUAUGGUGUGACACAAUAUGAAACGAUAUAAUAUGAUACAAUAUGGAACAAUAUGAUAUGAUGUAAAAUGACACAAUUGGACAACACACAUGAUGCAAUACAAUACAAUACAAUACAUGAUAUGAUUGCCACAAUAUGAUAAAAUAUGACAUGAUACGACACAAUAUGAUAAAGACUGAUAUGUUGUGGCGCAAUACUAUAUUGUACAAUAUGAUACUAUAUAAUACAACACGAUUGACACAAUACAAGCUGAAAUAAAAGUUAUGAUAGAUAUGAUAUGAUACAUAAUAUGUUAUCAUGCAAACAAUACUCUUAUGCUAAGCUUACAAAACUGUUGUGUAGAUAGGUAAGAUUAGAUAUACUCCAUUUUACCAGUUUAUACUGUGGUGUUUCAUACAGCUUAAUGAAAUGCAAUACAAUGAAAUACAUUACAAGACAGUAUUAUUUGCACAAGAUCAUAAUGUUUCAGUUUAAUACAAUAUGGUCUAGUAUAAUAGAAAGUUAUAAUGCAAUAAGGCAAGGCAAGGCUUUUUAUGUAUACCACUAUUCAUACACAAGGCAAUUCAAAGUGCUUUACAGAUGCAAGGAAAUACCCAAGAAAUGAAAAAAGAGAGAUUAAAACAAUUAAAAAAAUCAAAAAGACAUUUUGAAAUCAAUGACAUUCUAAAAUGUAAUUUAAAAUCACUAAAAAAGUUGAAAUUGACAGGUAUCAUUUAGUGUGAUACAACACCACAUGACAUAAUAUAAUACAACUUGAUGUUAUAUGAUAAGAUUGGGCAUGAAUGCUGCAAAUAUCAAGCUGACUCAGUAACAAAGGUGUAUAGAAACAAAACACAAUAUCAACAACAACAACAAUAAUAUGUGUUUUUUAAACUCAGCCGUGCUGAAGAUGUUUGGCUCCAGCCUCAACUUAAGUAAGUGCUCUCACUUAUUAGCACUUCAUCAGCCAGAAAUGAGGAGGAGGAGGAGAAAGACCUAAUAAGUGAACCCACCUGCUGUGGUCUUUGAUUAGAAUGUGAAAUUGCAUUCUCUCCGCCUUCUUUGGCUCACAGUUGAAUACCCCUUUGUUCAAUUAACCCCACUGCCCACACUCAGUUCAACUCACAUUUCAGAAAAUGUCACAUUUGUCUGCACAUAGCCCUGGAAACAGUCAUCAAACUUCACUGUUCAUGUUAUUUUUGACUCAAAAGGCAUUUAAAGUUUCGACAUAUCAAUAGCAUCAAAUCAAUAACUCAUCCCCUGACUUUUUCCUUUAAUAGUUUCAGCCUCCGGGCAUGUGGGAGGCCUUAUAUUGAUCCCUAGUUGCUGCUCGUCUCCAGAGCUGCUGCCUGCUAAAACAUGAUGAUUUGAACACGGUUUCAUCUGUAUCUGAUUGGCUCAGCAAGACAGGAAGCGAGCCAGUUGGCCAAUUUCCUCACAGGGUUCAUGUUGCAAUAUUGCUAUUAAGUCAUGAGCAGUCGGUGAUGACACCUUCCACUCUUUUUCACUGCAAGACACGCACAUUAACACACAAAUAUUUCUCACCUCUCUGCCUACGCACAGGCCCACUCUUGUCUUUCUUCUGUUUGUUUCAUCGGUUCAGCCAGGAUUGAAAAAAAACACUCUGUUUGCUCCAGUGAGGUUCUGCCGUCUCGUGCUGGGUCAGAAUUGGCGCUAAAUAAGAUCUGGCUCCGUGUGCCGCUUCACAUCCACUGCCAUGUUUGAUGUGUGACGUUAAAUAGCUCCAGAACACAACAUCCACCCCGGGUAUUGCCUGUAAGUGCAUCCUGUGUAUUGAAGCAAAAAUUAGCAUGCAUUUGUGGUGCGAUUAUGCAUUUGGCUCCUGGAUGUUCAGUGGGCACAUUUAAUGCUGAGAACGUUCAGUGAGUGAUCAGCGAAGCGUCAAGCACGGUGGCGCAUGUAUAUGUUUGCGCUCACCCUGCAAACGUGCUUGUGUUUUCAAUCACAGACACCUGAGGCUUGAGAUGGAUGCAGCCCAGUCUGAGUACGGGGGAGUUAUGAACCCACCUGUCAACACAACAGUGUGUUUUUCUGUGUUUGCUCAGCUCCCCCUGUGGCUAAACUCAGGAAUCCACACAAUUGUAGUCUGGGUGGUAUGCUGGCAGAUAAACAGGAAACAUGACAUUCCAGUCUGCCUCUAACAGGAGUCAGGGGAUCUGUGUCCAGUGUGUGCGUGAUUGUGUGUGUCUGUCUGUUCUUCGUGGCCAAGUUAAUGAGUGCAUCCUUAAUUAUGUUUCAUCAGUGUGUACUUCAUGCCCUCCGCUGUCCUCCAGUUUAAUCCGUCUGACUGUGGUGUGCGUGAAGGCGGUGCAGAAUCAGAAUCAGAGCCCACUCAGUUUGUGUCUGCUUCAAGUUCAUCUUGAUGAAGAUAACCAUCAGCUACUCUCUCCCCUCUUAGUUACAAGCUUUGAUUCAGUAACACACAUCAACACACAAAAACUUGCACGGGCCUGCCUUCAAGUAACACACGUCAAGACAUAACAAGCUGCCUUACAGUUCUUGCAUUACUCUUGCCAGCAUACACCAUCAAAAAGCAGAAAUAUACAGUUUGCAUGUUUGAGUAUUCAUGUGAGAGAGUAUGUCUGUGCAAAUCUUGCUGUCCUUAUGUGUUUUUCAAAAUGCAGUGUGGUUGUGAAAUACAUUUAUAGGAAAUUAGGAACUGUCUUGAAUCCUUGCGCACGCUCAUGUUUCUUCUUGACUGAAAAACAAAGCUAAGACACUGUGAACUUAGAUUAAAAUGAACAUACAGAGGAAAGAGCUCCAGAAUAAACCAGCUACAUGCAACUGGAAAGCUCAAUACUUUUCAUGUAGGCCCUGAUCUACUAAGAUCCAAAAUAGUGAGCGCUACAUUGUGUGUGCAAACUAAAAAAUUGCACGUGCUAAUUGUAGGUGUGUUGUGGGUGAUUUGCUAUCAUUGUGUGCGCAAUUGAUAACGAGUGCAAAAGUGGUGCAGACCCUCUUUAAAGGAGGAUUUUGCUUGCGCUAUUGGCCGUCACCAUGGAGAGUUUGUGAGAGCAGAGUGUUUGAAGCCAUAGAGUUGCACAUAUCGUAUUGGGGAACUGCACAAAAGGCACGGCAAGUUUAUUUGUAUAGCACAAUUCAUACACAAGACAAUUCAAAGUGCUUUACAGAUACAAGAAGAUAUACUAGAAAUCAAAAAAAAGUAUUAAAACGAUUUAAAAUCAAUAAGACAAACAGAUAAUUUUUUUUCGUCUGCUCCGUGUUUGACUAGAUUAUUUAUGAAAAUUGUCAUUUACUAGAAAAACGAAAUUAAUCACAAGUUUUUAGACAAGGAUCAUGGCAUGUAUCAUUGCACUUCUGCCUCCUUCUCCCCACAAUGACCGUGCGUAAUGCUGUGUCAGUUUGCAUGUGCCUUUCAAAUGUGCUUUAUAUAGAACAACAGCGAUUGCAAUUGGUUUUCGGGUUUGAUAGAUCACACUGUGGGUGCUAAAUGAUUCCAUUUGCAUCUGCUCCUCCCAGAAUUUUAUGCAUUUUGAUGAUCUACAUUCUGUAUAUUUAUGACGGCAGACAUGCUAAAUCGAUUGCACGUCUUGUUCAUUUGACAGACGCAAUCCUUGGUGGAUGCUAGCACCACAACCCUUUGGUCCUUCCUGCAAGUUCCAGUCAUGCCUGUUCUGGUUACACAGUACUGCAGUUAAGUUAACCAGACACUACCUCCAUACGACCAUAUCUCAGUUUUUGAAAUUUAAAUGCAGACAAACCAUGCUGUGACACAGAUGCCAUCUGUACGUCUUUACAUUUUGAUAAUAUUUUUUGAAAUAUUAUAGCAAUGUGACAGCCCCAGCUAGUAGCAGGGACUGGCAUUUCAGACCUUUAGUAAACAACAUUAAUAACCAGUAGGGUCCACAUCCAGAGGGUCCCUGGGUCACAGCUAGUCUGUCCUCUUUUUUUUUUUUUUUGUUUUUUGUAUGAAAAUCGAGUAGAAAUCCAAAUUCCACCAAAUCUGUCAGACAAAUGUGUGAGCGGUUCCACCCAACCCUUUUGGGGAAAAAAAGAAUAGUUUAGAAAGUCACCAGUGAUUGGAUGCUCUGGUUCAAAUCUGGUAAUUCUCACUAAUUCUCACUGUCAUUUUUGCAUCGUAACUUGUAACUAAGUUUUCAGCUGCCCAAACUCAUAUAGGGAACUACAGUGCCUCCUAAACAGUAUACUGUGUGACUAAUGUUCAGACCAAAGUGCUCAAUCGUUGCUGGAGCCAAGCGGCAACUUUUCAAAAAAUAAAGUAAAUUUGUUAGUGCUAAAAACUGCAGUUUCUCAAAUGUCCACUUGAGGCUGGUUCCAAAAGGCCAGGAGACACUUUUAAUACCCAUGUUGAACUAUCUCUAUUAUAAGCAGAAAUCUUCAUUCUCUCCUCCCAAUCUUUUCUCCUUUCAAAACUCAGGACUAAUUCUCAAGCUGUUUUGAGUUCUGAUGCUAAGCUACCAGAGAAAUUUAUCAUAUUUACUGAAAUGGUUAGCAUUGCUUGGCAGUUUUUGAGCCGACUAACUUUAUUAGUAAUCUGCCUGUAAACAAAUUUGAUAAAUCUCUUUAUCUGUUAAUAUCUUGAAACUUUGCGAGCAUAAUUGGGAUCUAAAAAUAUUGCCAAACAGCUGGGGAGGGGAGUUAUGGAGUAGAACUGCCCAGAUCAUCUCCUGCAAGCUAAAUCAACAUCUUUAGCUAGCUCUAAGCCCUUUAGCCUAUGUGAGCAUGGCCCUGCACGGCACAGGGAGUAGAUAAAUCUUCUCUCUGAUUGUAAUAGAGCCUGAUGACAUAUUACACUGAGCCACUGUGGUGAUUUAGCUGCUGCACAUCUUCACUUCAUAAUCUAAACCUGGUCAUGCAAGAGCAAAGCUAUAGAGUAUGUGAUUGUGUGUACUUUGAUUAUAUAGUGCGUGGAUGUUAUUCGGCCUCACCGAAGUCAUCACUGGCUUGUGUGAAAGCCUCGCCCUGUAGUUAACAGCUUUAACCACCUGCUCUUGGUUUCAGUCCUCACAUCUCACCUAAGCAUCUUUGACGUUUGUCAGCUGACACUACAGUUACUUUUCUGACAAGAUGACCUUUCAAGUUAACUGUCGACUUGGUUUAUUCUCUGCGUUGCGUGUUUGCUGGUGUGCUUAUGUGCUUAUGAGUGCCCAUAGGACUUCAGUGGUUAAAGCACAAAAGAGCAGCUGCUGCUCCUCUUGCCACAAGGGUAGGAAUCGUCGACCUGAGCAUUUACUGAGAAUCUUCACCACAUUUUCAUGCUGAACAUUAUUCACAUGUACAAUGAGCUGCUGACAGAGUGUCUUCACCACAUUGGGUUUCCUGUGCUGUUUAAUGACCUGUCAUCUAUCACAGUCUCACACAAGUCCCACUCUGACAAAAGACAAGAAGACAUUCAGGGGUUUAACAGAGGGCGGAAAGUAAUUAAACUGCAUAAUUUUGCUAUCAAUGCAUUUGAACAUUCUUAUGAUUUAUUCUAGAAAAAAUAAGAAAUGCUCACGGAAAUGUCCCUGAGGGGUGGUAUCAUCAAACUUCUUACUUAUCUUGACCAGAAAUAAAAAAUCAAGCCUUAUUCAUGUAGGAUUUUUCAUACAAUUCAUAUGAAAUUCUAGGUGCUUUACAGAGAUUGAAAAUAAAAUGGCCCAAAGAUGACAGAAAAUUAAAUAACCAAAUGUUAGCAGUCGGUGAUUUCAUCAUUCUUAUGAAAAUAAAAUGCAUAAUAAUAUUGCAGAUUACUGUAGAAAGAGAUUGUUUAUACGGUACCUAUAAAUCUUCAGUAUGAUUGCAUCAUGAUUUCAAGGAUGUAAGCGUUGAACCCAAAGCGCUGCAUGCUUAAAAUCAGGCACACAAAGCUAUGCACUGUUCCUUGAUACUUUGGAAAUGUUUGAAUAACAUUACAGAUUAAUGUUCAGUAUAAAAAAAAUUUUGGUAUCUGAGUAACCAUCCAUCAUUUCAGAUGGUAUGUAACCUGCUUUCUUUGGCUUCAUCAGUAAUAGGUAAAUGACACACUGCACAAAGCAUCAGAGCUGUUGCUAUGGUAACCUGCAGUACAAUAGGCCAUACCUUGUGUGGUGAUUCAGAGCAGUGAAUUAAUUGUUAAGUGGAGGUAUAAUUUAAUCUUUGGUUUUAAAGCCUGCCUGCCAAUCAAAAUCAAGCACAUCCAUUGUCAUGGUAAAAUGCAGUAAGAACUAUGACUCCUUGGACAGAAAUAGAGUUGUUUUUCUCUUCUGUGUUUUUACCCUAACAUUUGAUCUGUAUUGUAGGGUUGUUAAUUGUCUCUCUGAAGGCCUCUUCUUCGCAUCUAUACAUCAUCUGUGUUUCUUGUACAUCGCCUGCUCACCUUUCUCCAUGGUGUCGUGCCUUAGUGUGAGAGGCACUUGAAUUCACUACUCCAUUUAUCAUCCAUCAUGAACUGUCAAACACACAAGGCCACAGGAAAGACAGCUCAGCCUCCCGUCCAAUUUACACUCCUCAGUUCAGCCUUUUCGCUCACCUAAUAACCGCCUGUCCUCCUCAGAUCUUCUGUUCGUCUCAAUUAGGGAAUCAAAGACGACGCCCACUAACGACCUUCAUCUUUAUUCUGCUGACUCGGUGAUGCUGCAAUUACUGUAACAGGCCAACUGCAUCUAUAUGAACAUACACUGUCAUACAUCAUAUAAUGCAGGCAUGUAAACGGGCUAAUCAAGGCCAUGCUAGUGCCUGUAGGCAAAUAUCAUGUGCAGAGGUUCUGUCACUGUAUACAUUAAGAUAUACUGCCAAAGAGCUCCUGUGUUCAUAUCUCUGCAACCUCCCUCUAGCUCUCUUCUUUCUCCUUUACUGCUAUUUAUUGUCAAUAUUGACUUCAUAAAUAUGAUUCCCUGUCGUCCUGUGUGCUCUUCUCUUAUGGCUCCUAUCCCCUCACCCCAUACCUACCCCUGCAUGUGUCCAUCUGCCCACAUAGUUUACAUGGUACAUAUAUACUGGUAGGAAAUCAGUCUUCUGGAAGUUGAUUUGAUUUGGAAAAUGUCUGAAUACAUUUUCAAUUCCAAUUUAAUUUUGACCUUUCACUUCUUUUACUGUAACUGAAAAAUUAAUCUCUCCACUCUCCAUUAAAUGCUGCAUUUUACUGUUGAGCCCGUAAUUAGAAUCCUCCCCAUUCUUUAUGCUUAAUCAAUAAUUUUAUCAUAAUUUACAAGUGAGUAGAUCUGAUUCAACUGCAAUACUUAAGAGCCUCCAUUCAUUAAAGCUCUGUAUUCAUCAGGUCAUAAAAGUGCAGACCUAUAUAAGGACAGGGAUGUGCGCAUGAUUAGCUUUGACUAUGUAAUGGGGAAAAAAAGGCAGAGAGACUAAUAAGAUCCUUGUUUUAAUUGAUUUUCGCUGGAAAACUGUUGCUGCUGUGCUGCCGUAUCAGUUUCAUAAGAACAUAAUGAGUUCCAUGAUAGAGAAUGAUGGUCUUUAUUGUCAUUCAUAUGUCUAUUUGUGCCAUUUGCUUUAAGAAAAUAUAAUAAUAUGAUUUCUUGGACCAAUAUGAGCUUUUAUUAAAUCUCUUUUUAUUCUGCUGGUGCAUGGUUUCUUCCACAGUGAACAGAUGCAGAACUCCAAAGUUAUCAGGAUGAUUUUUCAACCUUUUUUUAAAGAAUAAAACAGCCACUGAAAGAAAAUAUCACAUGGAUUCCUAAUAUGCUCUCGAUAAUUUCAAAUCAUUAAGGCCUCAAUAUUUGUGAGAAAUUGCCUCUUACUGUCACACACAGUACUGUCUUUGGUGGAGGUGAGGGGACGUGUCUGGGUAGGACAUGCAGGAGGAGGAGGAGAGUGCAGAAGUGGUGACUGUCUCUAAGCUAAUAUUAAGCAACAUACUGUGUGUUUCUGCAGAAAGACUCAGCAAUGAAACCCACAAUACUGACAGCUGCAGUGAGCUAUAAAGAGCAUUAAAAUGCAAAACUUCUCAAUAUGAACACAAUCAUCACUCCCAAGCUCACUUGAUGCAGAUAUUUUUGCAGAAAGCUGUGUGGGAAAGUUAAACCUUCUGCAUGCACAAACUCAGACUAUGUGAAGAAAUUUCCAGGAGUGCAUGUAAAAGGAAGCUUUGUCCUUUAAUUCAAAAAGAUUUUUAUCUGGAUCUUCAGUUCCCUUUAGCAAUAAAAAGUUUUUUAACCUCUGUGAGCUCUUUGUUUCUCCCUCACAAACUACUCUUCGGUUUUAUCUCUUCUCUCUCAUCAGGGUUGGUUUUGGUCACAUUAUGCAGCUGUUUUUCAUCAACUUUAAACACAAACAGCCUGAGAACGCAUGUGAGAGAAAGAUGUGUAAAACUUUUGCCAUUUGAAAUACAGCUAAAGUACAGUAAAAUUUUCAGUGGUGGAAAAAUGUUCAACCUAAAAAUAUCAAAUAGGUUACUGGAACAAGUGCUGUGAGAGAGUUUUCACACCACACACAGUGACAUCCGCCUACACUGAGUCACUUUCUGUUGUUCCUAAUAACUCUUCUGGUUCUCAGUGUUGUCACCUCACUCUGCUCUCAGUGGAGCCACAGGAAGUUCUGUAUGUCAAGCUGACGGGCAGCUUCCUGUUUUUCGUGCGGCGGUUGUUUUGGAGACUCAUCUUGCUCUCUGUCGGGAGAAACAAAAUAGAGCCUUUGUGAGAGGGAAAUGCGGCACAGUCCAACAGAGAUUAAGCUAAAUGAAAGUUGAGUUUUAUCAGGUGAUGGAGGCUAAACUUAUUUUGUUCUUCCGUGUGUGUGUUUAUGCAUGCUUUAAUCUGGUUGGACACUGUGUGCUUCAAAUUUACCUUUUUUAUUUCAUUCAUGUGUUUAUCCACUUAUCUCCUGUUUGUGCCCUCUAGUUUUAUCUUGCCAGUAUAAUUUAUUCAGUCUUCAGUGACGUCAGCGAGGUUUGUUUGUGUGUUUGAACUCUGUCUGCCUCCCUGUCAGUAAUUGAUGCUGUAGACUAACAGAGCUAAAUGUGAGGGACAGCGCCGUCCACAUGAGAUAAUCAAAUCCUGGCUGAACAGGCCUGUGGGAGAUACCUGGUGUUUCCCCCCUUGCUUCAAACAGGACAUGUGACAUUGAUUUAAUUUUAAAAGGACAAUGGCCAUUGUUUGAUAAUCACACUACAGUCAUUUCAUCUGCUGUCACUCUUGCUACAUUUGCAAAAAAAAAAGUGAGAAAAAUUUAAUGUCAACGAAAUCUUAUCCAAGUAUUAGCUAGCUUAAUAUUAGCUUUUAGGUAGUAUUAGCUUUUAGUUUAGUCCUCGCUUACUGUUUAGAUGCUCAAAAGGUUAUUUUAGCUGCUUCCAACUCUGCUAUUUCAAUGACAGCUGUGUGUUACUCAGGAUUUGUGCAUUUUGUCUACCAAAAUUAGCCAAUUUUUUAGCUAAAUGUGACUUUGGCUGUUAUCUGGCAGUUGUCAAUAUUAAGUUAGCUAGAAUACUAAAAAAAUUACUAAAUUUUAAAGUAGGCUAUGUUCUGUAACACUCUCUGGAAUUAGUAUUAGCUAGCUUAAUAUUAGCUAUUAGGUAGUAUUAGCUUUUAGCAUGGUUCUAGCUUACUGUUUGGCUGCUCAAAAGCUUAUUUUAGCUGCUUCCAACUCUGCUAUUUCAAUGACAGCAGUGUGUUACUCAGGAUUUGUGCAUUUUGCCUACCAAAAUUGGCAUUUUUUUUAGCUAACUGUGCCUGUGGCUGUUAUCUGGCUGUGGGUAUUUAACUGCUGGUCAACAUUUAGUUAGCUAGAAGCCUAGAAGUGUGCUAAAUUUUAAAAGAGGCAAUUCUGUAACAUGGUGCAGUGUCAUAUUAUGCUGUGUGCACGUUACCUCGGAAGUCGGUGCUGAAAAUGUCGUCACACCAGAGUUACCGGUGUUUCAGUUACCAAGUCGGAAAAAAGCAAAAUUGGAGGUGAAACAAAAUGGUUACAUCUACGAAAGUUAUUUUAGCGCUUGCCUUGUCCGAAUAUAACACACAAGGCAAGCGCUUAAAUAUAUUUCGUAGAUGUAACCAUCUUGAUUCCAGCUCCAAUUUUGCUUUUUUGGUAACUGAAAUACUGCUAACUUGGGUGUGACGUCAUUUUUAGCUCCGACAUCUGACUUCCUAGGUAACUUGAAUGCAGCAUUAGUCAACAGCCAAAGUAGCUCACUGUACUGAGUCAGUAGAGCUACUUCAGUUUGUGGACUAUAAAGUCAUUGUUUAGCUUGUAAUUUGAUAAGUACCCCUGCAUUGUUAACUUUUAUUGUCUUUUCAGUUGCUAAUGUCUGAGGAAACAGUGAAAUAGUAUUGAUUUUCCAGAAAACCUCAAUUCAAACAACUCUUAACAGUGGGCCAUUAAGCAUCUGUUCUCCUCAACCUGAACAAUAAUGUCAGAGUUAAAUGUGUGCUUUGUGUCUUCAGUCAAUAUUAUUGCUGUCUGUACACCACUGAUGAUGUGUAGGAAGUCACACAGCGUCUUUGGAGACCCUGUUACAGAUGUGAACUUUUCGACCCCUGCACAGUGUUUGAUGCCGGUACAGCCUCUGAGAGACCAUAAUAAUGCCACAUGCUUUGAGAGAUUUACAUUCACCUCUGUAACAACGCUGCAUUAAAAGAGACUGUGUGAUUGAUAAAAGACGGAGCAGUACAUUUCUGCAGGAAGGUGCAUGUGUCUUUGAGCCGUCAAUGAUUAUUGUCUGAGCACCUCGUUUUGCAUCAUACGUGGAUUUCCCUAGAGCUUUCUAUGAAAUUAUUCAAACCCAGCCCUGUUUUUAAGAUGAAAGAGAGAGAUGCUUGGUUGCAUGGUUAGAUUUUCAGAUUCUCUCCCUGCUGCCAGGCUGGAGUCACAUCUGAGGCCUCCUAUUUGAGGAAGAGUUAAAUUUAGAGCUGUUUGUAAAAACUCUCCAAAGGGGCCAGAUUUUUUUAAUUAGAACACAAAAUCAAUUAACUCAAUUACAAGUCAGCGCUUUAUUUUGUUAUUGGAUCACCUGCCACCUACGAUCUGUUUUUAGGGGCUAUCAGAGCUUUGCUCUCUCUGUCAGCAGUUUUUAGAGGAAAGGAGACAUUUUUAAUGGGAGGGUCUCAAAGUCCACGCCCUCUUUUUCCCUGCAUCUAUCAUGCCUUAAGGCACCAGGGGUAUUUUUAGAGCACCACCUUCCUCCCGCCCUUCUUCCCUCACCACGGCGGCCUCAUAAAAAAAACUUGUCGCCAUUGGUAACACUUCUCCAUCCUAAUGAGGCGGUCUAUGAGGAUUUGUGAUGGUUAUGUACCCUCCUUUUCCUCUGAGGGAAACUGUUUCAUCCUCAGUGAAUUAAGCUUCCCCUCUUUUGCAUGUUCAUUCAUACUCUUUAAAUGAGAACACAGCUCGGGUCUUUUCCCUCUCCCCCCUUUUCUCUUAUCUCCUUUUUGCCUUUCAUAUCCUCUAGAUUUCUUUCAGAUCAAGGGUCCCCUCCUUUCUUCUCUUAUGAAAGACCAAAGUUCUCUUGAGGUUUGAAAUGAACUCUUAUUUGAAUGAAUCAGAGACAUGCUAAUGAGAUUAAUCAGACACUGAUUAGUAUUCACUGAUGUUCAUUAUAAAUAUUAAAAUGUCAAUCAGCCCAAUGCUGAUAGGAUGGACUAAGAUGGAUAUGAGCUCCAUAUGUUUGGAGAGGUUUUUCAUCAACAGGCUGGAUGGGUUUGAUCUUCCAUGAGUAACAAUCAUAUCAGCAAUGAUCACAAGAUUUUUAUCUCAUCAAAGUAAUCGCACAAGUUUUACUUUUUGUAUACACACACACACAAAUGUAUGUAUGUGUGUAUAUAUAUAUAUAUAUAUAUAUAUAUAUGUAUGUAGUAGUUAUUUGUUAGAAUUUCAACUAGGGCUGGGUGAUAAACGAUAACAAAAUAAAUUGAAAAUUAAUUUCCUCAAAAUCAAUAUAAAACAUGGUCAAUAUCCUUUUUGAUAGCUGGCAUUCUGCCAUGUUUUGGUAGACUAUAUGAAUAGCCAAUGAAAAGGGGAGUUGCUCUGGGUCCGCUUCGCGUUGAACCAAUCGUGAUGAAUUAAAACAAAGUAGCAAACAACUGCGUAGUAGCAGGCUGCAGCGACACGCAACCGUAGCACUUUAACACGUGAAGCCGACAGCACUGUUGGUGAGAAAAAAGAAAAUGAAUGCUAACCCCGGCAGAAAUGCAGAUGAAGGUUUAACAGAUGAUGACAUCGUCGACCACACUGGCACGAAAAUGUUGGUGGUGUGGUGGUAUUUUGUUUUUUUGAGGUCGGACAUGAAGCAGAGUAAUGUGCACUGCAAAUGAUGCUGAGUACAUGUUCUCGUGAAGUCGGAGAAUACCUCUAAAUUUUUUUCACCGCCUGAUGCAGUGCCAUGUGCAGCUAAAACAGCUGACCAUUCAGUCCGCUUUCUCUAACGCAAUGCCUUAUGACAAAACGUUGAAGAGACACAAAGACCUCACAGAUGAUGUAGCUUAUAGUGUUGCUAAAGACAUGCUACCAAUAAGCACUGUUAAAUUACUUUUUUUGUAUCGUGAUUUAAAUUGAUAUCGACUGAUAUGAAAAAAAUAUAUUGUGAUAAACUUUUUCCCAUAUCGCCCGGCCUUAAUUUCAACAAAAAGAUAAACUUUCUCAUAUUACUUGUUGGGCCAGGCGUGAAUUAUCUUCAUGACAAUUUUGAUGUUAGGAAUGAAUGCAGUAGUUGUAGUCCCUUUCCUGAGGACCUCUGUUUGUAGAAGAUCUUGAUGCGCUGACACCAGCCUCUUGUGAAGCUCUCCCAAGUGCUUGAUUUCACUUGACAGUCCUCUCAAGGCCGCGCUCAUCCCUGUUGUUUGUGCACCUUUUCUUAUCACACUUCCAGCCAGCUUUCCAUGAAUAUACUUUGAUGCAGCACUCUCCAAUCAGCCAGAUUUGGCACUGACCUUCAGUGACUUCGCCUCCUUGUGGAGGGUGUCAGACAGAUUUCCAGACACCUGUCAGGUCUUUUUGAGAUGCACAUGUGUACAAGGCAUGGAAGAUGGUUUUGGCUCAGCGGUUGAAUUGCACAACCUGUGUGCAAGUGCUGUAAUCCUUGAGGUGGGCAGUACAGUUUUUUUUUUUUUGAUUGAUUGAUUGAAGUUUAUUUUGAACAUAAAAAAAAAUAAUAAUAAAAAAGUAAAGAAUACAACAACAAAUGACAAAAAAGUUAUUAGAGUUCAAAAAGGAGUGGGAAGAAGUCGAGACUUAUCUAGUCCCACCUUUUAUCUACACUAAUGGUUUAAAUAUAUAUCAUAUAUAUCAUUAUAUAAUAAUAUUAAUCAUCAUAGUAAUAAUAGAAAUUAAAAAAAUAAAUAAAAUAUCACCACAGUGAAAAUAACAAACAACAACAACAAAACAAUGAUGAUAAUAAUAAUAGUUACUAUGAAUGUACAUCCCUGUUUCCCCUGAAAACAUAUUCUUUAUAUUUUGUUUUAACUGUUUUAUGUUUGAACAUUGUUUUAACUCCUCACCCAUACCAUUCCAAAGUCUCACCACACAGAAUGAAAUUGUUUUCUGUUUGUACGGAUUUUAUUAAUUUUGAAGAUAUACUUCCCUCUUAAUUGAUAACCCCCCUCUCGAUCGCCAAACAAAUUCUGAAUAUUUUGUGGUAGAAGGUUAUUUUUAGCUUUACGCAUAAUUUGUGUGGUUUGGAAUUUCACAAUGUCUGUAAGUUUAAGUAAUUUCAACCUAGAGCUCUUUGCUGUGCAUCCUUGGUGUCUUUCUCGAUCCACUGUUUAAUAUAGACAGAAAAACCAAAAGUCCCUUAGGGGAGCUUUGUGUCAUGGGACUCCAGCAGAGUAUUAUUUAAUAUCAACCAUUUGGUAGGAGUUUUGGCACUGUGGGCAGGUGCUAAAAUCCUGCUGGAAAUGUAGCAGUUAUCCUGUCAGACUCCAAUACAAGAUACAAGGACAGUGGGUCCCUCAUAACAUUUUGUCAUCUCUGUUUUGUAGGAGUGGGAGAAAAAAUCGAUACAGCAUAGUAUUGCAAUAUUUUGUCUGGUGAUAUAUCAUAUCGUCUCAUUGACCAAGUAUCAUUUUUUUCAAAUUAAUUAUCAGUAUGAAGUCAAAUCUAUGAUAAUGGAAAAAUAAAAUCAACUGUUUGUCCAGUAAGGUUGGAGAGGUGACAUCAUAGAGCAGGAGAAAGUUAGUACAACGAAUAUAUAAAAGAUUUGCAAGAUGUGCUUCAUGAAAUUAAAGUACAGCGUAAAUGAGCCAAACAAGGAAAGCCAAAUACUAAAUUAGCUAAACAGUUGAAAAAACUGUAUAAAUCAUAAUACAUUGUAUUGCAAAAUGUAAAAAAUUGCAAUAAUAUUGUAUCAUGGCCCAAGUAUUGUGAUAAUAUUGUAUCGCGGGGCCACAAGUGAUUCCCACCCAUACUGUUUUUCUUUCCUACAUGUAAAAUACAAAGCAUGUGAGCAGCUUUGUAAUGAGUAUGUGGGUGUUUUACAUCCUUAUCACUCCCCCUAGGAUUGAAUUAGUUACUUCUAUGUCAUCCUAGUGGCCCUCCCCUGAAUUAACUUCAAUUUUAGUCUUUAAUUUGAUUUGAUGAGGACCCUAAUAUACCCAUAAUUGAAUAACUACACCCCCAUAUAUAUACACACUUAUCUGUUAGCAUAAGUCUCUCUGUGGGGGUGACAUCUGACCGGUCAAUAAAUCAGAUAGAUGAGCUGUGAUGGUAAGCUCAGAUAAACUGAUUGGGUCUUCUGGGGAUGUCGUGGAGGGGCAGAGUUAGCAUGCUGCAGCCCUGCCUGUGUCUAGUCAGGUAUGAUUAAUGGUGUAAUGUUGAAGGGCAAGGGCAAACAAAAGCUUUUACCAUCAGAAAAACAAUAACAGAUUGGGAGGAGGAGGAGAAGGCUCUAUGAGGAAGAGUAAAUAAUCUGUGUUAAUGUAUGGUUAUAUAAGCUGAUAUGCCUUGUAAUCCUUUGUGAUCCAUUCUGCACGAGAACAAUGGUUGUCAGGCCCAAGUAGAGCAUGCUCCUCACGGUCUGUCUUUCUUGUUUUCUCUGCAACUCAUUCUUCUUCUUACAUCCUUCCUGAUCCUCCUUUCUUCAUCUGCUCUGUUGUUCCCUCCCUCUUUCUCAUCAGGAUGGGUCACGUGCCAGCCGGGACAGGAAGAAGACUGUGUCCUUCAGCAGCAGCCUGUCAGAGAAGAAGAUCAGCAGUGCUGCGGACUGCAUCCACUCCAUGGUGGGUCAGCCAGAGUGUGAUCCUUUAUGUAACAUAUAAGCCUACAUACCUUUACAUGAAUUAUUCAGUGUGUCAUGGAUGUAUCAGGGGUUUCUGUGUGAUGUUAUCACAGGCUACGUAUAGAUGCCUUCAAACACUCAACAGGGCAUGUCCAGAUAAAACAGAGUGAGCUGCAUUGAGAAUCAUUCGGUGACACCGUCAUGUGUUUUCAGGUCGAGGGGAGUGAGCUGAAGAAAAUCCGCACCAACUCCCGUGUUUACCAGCGCUACUACCUGCUGGACACAGGCCUCCAGGCUCUGUGCUGGGAGCCCUCCAAGAAGGAAUCAGACAAAGCCCGAAUCUCUCUGGCUUCUAUAAGAGAGGUCAGUGUCCGGAGAAAAGACUCUAAAUCAGCUCUUUAUGAAAUACCUCAUUGAUUCCUGUCGGGGCAAAGGAAAUAUUAACAACCUUGCGAAGUUUUGAAGACAGGGGAUGAUUCGUUUCAUUGUGUCUGAUCUUAAAUUCUAGGUACGGACUGGUCGUAACACAGAAACCUUUCGCACCAGUGGAGUUUAUGAGCAGAUUUCUGAGGACUGUGCAUUUUCCAUCAUCUAUGGGGAGAUGUAUGAGAGCUUGGAUCUGGUGGCCAACUCUGCUGAAGUGGCAAACAUUUGGGUGACUGGCUUGAGGUAUGACUGCACAAAAAAGCUAAGCAUUCCCUUUGGAUGUGGUGUAAACUUUGAAAUGCGGCAGACACACAACAACACAUCAUCGACUGAGUUUCUAUCCUUUAAAAAUGUAUUCAGACUUUAGUGAAACACAAGAAAACUUUUACCUACCUAUAAACUCAAAUUUGUCAUUUUCUUUCCAGCUUGAUUUCCUUUGUAAUUGGUUAUAGCAGUUUGGUGAUACAUUAUCUUGGUGCAUACAAGUCAUAGCUUAAUUUUGCCCCAAAAAAGGGCCCAUUUUCAGCAAUUGACCAAUUAUCUAUUCAUCUAUAUCUGCUGUAAGUGAAGUGCAGCAGGAAGCACUAGAAAGGAAGCUGUGGGUCUUUUUCUCAAAGAGUGGAAAUUGAAUAUUUGCAUUUGCAUACUAUCAUAGAAAUCAGUAUGGGCCUACUCUCUUUUGAGUGCAGCACCAUCAAAUUAUUACUCAAAUUUACAUUGUGCAAAUAAAAAAAAAGAAAAAGAAACAGUGCUCAGUUAUCAUUCUGACGUUUAAGGAGGCUUGAUUGAUUCACAGCGCCAACUCGUGCCCUGAAUGGUGAGAGAAAACACUCCGUCUUAAGAUUUCCGCUGGCUGUAGUACAAGUAAAAAGGUGGUGAAGCAGACUUUGUCCGUCCUCCUCCACAGAAGUUUGCAGGCGCUGUGUUUUUCUGGAGUCUGGUGCUCCUGGACUCUGAUGCCACCGGGUGUGACCCGCUGGAUUUGAUCCAUGUCCAUGUGCGCCAUCAGUCACUGAUUACAGUGUUUUGUCUGGUGUGCCAUCACUGAUUGACCCAGAAUUUGAUUAUUGUUAUAUUGCUGACUAAUACUAUGCCGACUUAUCACAGCCGGAGCAGACUCGGGAACUCCUGAUAAUCUGUAUUAGUCAGUCCUGAAAAAACAACAUUGGUAGGGUGGAUUCCUAGACAUUUUGAGAUACUCUGUCUUACAGGCACCUAAGAAAGAGAGUGAAAGACACAUAGUGCAUGCUGAUGACACUGUUUUAUAAAAUCCAGAGACUGUGCUGUCCUGUUGUAGCUUUAGUAUGGACGGUUUAUAGAUCUAAUAGUGUUAAUAUCAUCUUCACUACUCUACACACUAAUCCACAUGCCUUGUCAUGUGUGGCACGUUGCUCUACUAGAUUUUUUUUAUCUAAAGUUUGGUCUGCUUCCUCUUUGGAAACUGGGAUAUGCCUGUGUAAAUGAAGGAUGUGUCUGUUUUUCACUCACAGGAAUCAAGUUGCCUUUAUUUUGAACUGCUCUGUAACAUAAACCAAGACUGUAGUCAAUUCAUUUUCCUAUAAAGCAGAAAAUAAAGACAUCAAAACUGAUCUGUAUGAAGUUCUGCAGGGCUAAAUUAAACUAUUAUCCUUCACAAGCCCUGUUGCUCUUGCACGUGCUGUUAUAAUUAAGUUAUGUUGGCAUACAAAAUAAACUAACAUUAGAAUGAGGGAACACAAAAAGAUUAUAUGUGGUUGAACUGAGCCCCUUUAAAGGGAUAUUCCGGUGUAAAAUUGAUUUAGGGUCAAACACACCGGACUGCCAAGUGAGACACCUCUGGAGAGAUGAAUGUUGCUGACUGCUUGCGUCUCUAGUUAUACCAACUUUAGUAAUGACUGCACGAUAGCACCCGCUCACCUCCAGCAGCCACUUGUUUGUCGGGGAGCCCCAACGAGUCGAUCACCAAGUGCAGCGGAGUUUCACAGCUCAGGGAAGAACAAUUAUGAUUGUUACUUAAUGGGAAUGCAAUCAGACCAAGAUGCUAAGGCAGAAAAACUACAGUCUGCAGUGCAAAAUGAUUAUGAUGAUGAUUAUUACUUCAAGGAAAUGAUCUGCUGCACUCGGUGAUCGACUCGUCAGGGCUCCUCCACAAACAAGCGGCUGCUGGAAGAGAUUUGGUGAGUUGUUUUUGGUCUCUUUGCUAAAGAAAUCAGGCAAAGCUGAAAAGAUGUUUGAUGGCUAGUACUAUGGCUAGGACCCUACAUGUACUGUUGAUUAAGUUAGGUGCUGUUCUGAGCAUUAUUUGUGGCUAUAGAGUGAUGUUUUGGUUGAGGUUUUUAUGUGGAAUGGUAGCCCGCUGUGUAUUGCUCUUGUGCGGUUGUUACUUAGGUUGGUAUAACUAGAGAAGCAAGCGGUCGGCAACAUUAAUCUCUCUCGGAAGUGUCUAACUCUGUGCUGUAGUGUGUUUGACCCUAACAUAAAUUUACGCCGGAAUAUCCCUUUAAGUCACUUGUUAGCUGUUGUCCUGAUGCUGUGUUAUGUUGGCAUACAAAAUAAACGUAAGAGUGAGAAAACAUUUAAAAAGAUGUAAUAUGUGGUUGAACUGAGCCCCUUUGACAUCACUCAAUCAUCAUGUCACUAUUUUAGGCUUUGCCUCUCCUUUCUAUUGAUUGUGUCGUGCAGAAUAGGGAAAUCUCAGCGGGGUUAUUUCUUUGUAAUGCAGUUUGAGAUGUGCUUGCAGGGAAGCGCUGUGACAGCAAAUGUGUUUUGACUUUCAGUUUAUUUUGCCAAAGCUGUUUUUCAUAUGACUGUCAUUAAAAUGUUCCUGGUGUAGAAUUGUGAGACAGAUUUCCUGUCCUACUACAUCUAUCAUUCUCUCCUCUCCUUCUCCUCUCGUCCUUCUCCAGGUAUUUAAUGCAGUACGGGAAGCAUGCCCUCGACAUGCUUGCCAGCAGUCAGGACAGUCUUCGUCAUGUCUGGCUGGAACAGUUGUUCUCCUCUGCUGCUGAUUCAGACAGACGGGGAGAGAUCGAGGAAGGGAUCCUCUUGCAGUCAGCUAUUAAGCUGAUACAGACAGUGAACCCUGGAGUGAACUUCAGCAAAAUAGAGCACAGGUUUAAAGAACUUCAAAGAGUCAGGGAGAAAAUGUGUGGGCUUACCGUGGAAAAUGCAUCUGGAGUUAAAGAGCUCGGCGAAAACAAACGAGUCACGGGAAGAAAUGAGUGUGUCACCAAGCAGGAGUUCAUCGAGGUCUUCCAUGACUUUUGCACACGUCCAGAGAUCUACUUCCUCCUGGUGCAGUUCUCAAGCAACAAGGAGUUCCUGGACACCAAAGACCUGAUGAGAUUCCUGGAGGCUGAGCAGGGCAUGGCUCAAGUGGGUAACACACAACAAGUUUGCAGAAUUAGACAUAUUAUGAAUCCAAGGUAGAAGUAGAGUUGACAUUAAAGCUCCUGUAAACAGUUUUUUCAUGUUCAUGAAAUAGCCUUGAAGCCUUUUAUGAUAUACAAAAGCAAACAAAACCAUCAGAGACAAGAAACUGGUGUGAGGGGAUGGGUGUGAGCCCCGUUUUUACAUAAAAAGACACAUUUGAUUGUCAGAAGUCAGCAGGAAAAGUUUUUUUUAUCGGAAAUUACAUCUUUAAUGUGUAAUGAUCAAGAUAAGCAAAGACUGCCUUGUCCACAGGGGGCGCCGAUACUGACACAAAGCGAAAGUUCCCUACAGGAGCUUUAAGUAUGGUUGUGAUAAUUGUUGUACUAGUGGAUGCCAAGUAUCUGCAAAUGUAGUUCAUAAGGACCUGAAACCUGACAGUGUAAAAUGAAUCAGGGCUCCUUGUGGUCUUGGCCUAUAUUGGCAAAACUAGGGGCUGGUCUUAGGCAAACCUAGACCUGUCAUAACUCUCAGAAAUCUUUAUCUAGUCACUGAUCUACGAGCUCUUUACUGACUGUUAAGUCUAAGUCUGGCAUACAUCCUUUAGAGCAGAUGUAGGCCAGGGUUUGUAGGGUUUAUAUAGGGCCACAUGAGAAACCUGAACUGUGUUGGAGGGCCAAACCAACAAUAACUUCAACUACAAAUCAGGGGGGUUCACACAUAAAGAACAGCAAACCCAGAUAAGCAACUACUAGUUAAAAACAAGCCAAAAAAAGCACACCCGUGACUCACGAGUUUUACAAGCGACUCCUGAGAGAAACAAGCUUUAGGUUUUUUAUAAUAAACAGACUUGGCAACUAUAAGGCUUCUACGUAUAUUUCGCAGAUGUUUAAACUUGUCUCUGUUCACGAAUCCAGAUCUAGGAUGUACGCACGUGCGUCCAAACAGAAACAAAACAACAGCUAGGUUUUCAAAAUAAUAGCAACACACUUGUAUAGCAUGUUGAUGAUUUGUUUGACGGACCUCACGAAGGACCGUGCAGGGACAUCCAUGAUGUGGCCCCCAGGCCGUAAAAUGCCCAGGUCUGCUUUAGAGGCUGUCUGAGGGUGGUCUAAAUGAGGCUCUGACUCAUGCAGAGGUGGCAUAGAGUAUGUGAGCCCACACACUAAUAAUUAGCAUUUACUGAUGAAUAAUAUUAAUGUAUCACACUCUAUAUCGUUCUGCAUCUCACAAGGAGAAAAGACAAGAAUUUAGCAGAACAGGGCCUAGAUAGUUAAGUACUCCACUUCCUUUUCUACUUUUGGAGACUCUGCGCAUCACAGGCAGGCCUACAUUCAGGCAGUGCAAUGUUCUGCACAGGACACAAUGAGCUCGUAAAGGUAUAGAUUGUUCUUUUUUUUUUUUUUUUCAUAGCACUAGAACAGCAAUGAAGAGGAGGAAAUUCUCUCUUUCUGGUUAUUCUGGAUAUGUGUGCUGCAGAAUUUUGGACGAGCUUCAAAGAAACUUCUAAGACCUAUUAUGAAAGCCUGAUAACAGAGAAAACAAGUCAGGCGUGCACUGGUGAUGAGUUAAUCUGAGUCCUCCAGCUGCUUGUUAUUAGUCUCUACUCAUUCAUUUUGUCCGUCGUCUGUGUCAUUCAGGUGAGUGAGGAGGCCAGCCUGAAGCUAAUCCGGUGUCACGAGCCAUCAGAGGAGGGCCGGCAGCAGGGAUACCUGUCGCUGGAUGGCUUCACCAGCUACCUCACUUCUGCAGAGUGCCACCUCUUCGACAGGGAGCACGACACAGUGUGCCAAGACAUGAGCCAGCCUUUGUCCCACUACUACAUCAACUCCUCCCACAACACCUACCUCAUAGAGGACCAGUUUCGAGGUCCGUCCGACAUCUCUGGCUACAUCCGAGCACUCAGGAUGGGCUGUCGGUGUGUGGAGGUGGAUGUCUGGGAUGGCCCUGAUCAGGAGCCUGUUGUGUGUGUCGGACACACGCUUUCUCCGCCGCUUGUCCUGCGUUGUGUGCUGGAAGCAAUCGGAAAGUUUGCAUUCGUGGCGUCGGAUUAUCCAUUAAUUGUAUGUAUUGAGAACCACUGUUCACUUCAGCAGCAGAGAGUCAUGUGCCAACAUCUUACAAGGAUAUUUGGGGAGAAGUUAUACACUGAGACUCCAGACAAAGAAGCGUCAUAUCUUCCAUCGCCAUGUGACUUAAAGCAUCGAAUUUUACUGAAGGGUAAAAAGUUAGAUGCAGGUCCUGAUGGGCAUGACGGGGAGGUAAGUGAAGAGGACGAAGGAGCGGAGAUGUGCCAAAGGAUGAAAGCAGCUAACAGCGCCGGGGCUGCACCUGGAGGUAAUGAGAAGGAUGUGGUGCAGAAAAACGUCCCUUUAACACCAGUCACUCAGCCUAGCCCUGUUUUUCAACCCCCUAAACGUUUCCAACUCUCAAAGGAGCUCUCCGAUCUUGUAACUCUUUGCCGCUCAAUAAACUUCACUGACUUUACAACGUCAUCCAAAUGCCAAAACCCUUGGGAACUGUGCUCCUUUCACGAGUCUCUGGCUGUGCGUCUCGCUGGCGAGAGCCCUGGUGACUUUGUCAAUCACAACAAGCACUUCCUGUCACGGGUGCACCCCAGCCCGAUGCGUAUCGACUCAAGCAACAUGAACCCUCAGGACCUGUGGAAGUGCGGUUGCCAAAUUGUGUCUAUGAAUUUCCAGACAGCAGGACUGAUGAUGGACCUGAACACAGCCUGGUUCAGGCAGAACGGGAGCUGUGGUUACGUCUUGAGGCCGGCCAUCAUGAGGCAGGAGGUGUCGUACUUCAGUGCCGACACCAGGGACACAGUGCCUGGUGUGUCCCCACAGCUGCUCCAUGUGAAGGUGGGUGAUAUUUACCAUGAUGAUUGUGGGUAAAACUACCAACAAGGACUACAGUUCUUCAUUUUGAUCUUUCCUCUAGGUGAUUAGUGGCCAAAACCUGCCUAAGCCAAGGGGUUCGGGGGCCAAAGGUCAUGUGGUGGACCCGUACGUGUAUGUGGAGAUUCACGGCAUCCCUGCUGAUUGCACAGAGCGACGCACCAGGACAGUGACCCAGAAUGGAGAUAACCCAAUCUUUGAUGAGAGUUUUGAGUUCCAGAUCAACCUUCCUGAGCUGGCCAUGGUUCGCUUUGUGGUGCUGGAUGAUGACUUUAUUGGCGAUGAGUUCAUAGGUUGGUGUCAGGGGGGCGAAGAUUAGACCAUCAGUGGAGUCAAACAUUUAUAGUUUAGGUUUAAUGGAUUUGAAAUUAAUUUAGAUCUCCUUUCCAGGUCAGUACACCAUCCCUCUGGAGUGUCUUCAACCGGGAUACCGACACGUACCCCUCCAGUCUCUGACGGGGGAGGACCUCAUCCACGCCAAGCUGUUCGUCCAUGUGGCUCUGACCAAUCGGAGAGGAGGAGGAAAGCCUCACAAAAGAGGUCUGUCAGUGCGCAAGGCACGCAAAGGGAGGGAUUACCCGGCUCUGAGAGACUUGGGGGUCCGGGCUGUCGACGAGGUUUUCAAGAUGGCGGCUCCUCUGCUGAGAGAAGCAACCGACCUGAAGGAAAACAUGCAGGUGAGCAGGAGGUCUUCAUUAUGUGACACAGUCUUUAAACCUUUUGAGUUUUUAAUAAUUUCAGUGGUAUUCUAAAUAAACUUUUAGAGAUAAAGUUGUUUUAAUGAUUUAAUGUGGUCAGCAUGAACACUGACUGAUCUCAAAGUUAAUCCAUUUUGUGCUUUUGAAUUUAAUGUUUAUAUUCAACAUCUUUUAUUGGUCAGGAACAAUCAAAUGUCAAACGGGAAACCAUUGAUGUUAUCUGCUUUAUUUCCUUCAUCAUAAGACAAAAAGAAAAAAACAGGUUGUUUUUUCUCCUCCUUUGUUAUUCAAUCUUAAGAGAUGAUUCAUCGUACUGAUAAGAAAAAAAGAGAGAGACAAGAGCCACAAGCAAUGAAUUUUCUGCAAUUUUUCAAAGCUGAUCUAACCUUUAUGAGCCGGGGAGCAAUUUGUUCUGUUGGCGCUUGCGUCAGCCCGGGGCCAUUAAACAAUAAUUAUAUGUUCAGUCAGUGUGCUGAGACUGUUGGCAUGUGCAUGUCUUGAUUUCUUCCAUUUAAGGUUUAACAACUACUACAGCUAAACUGCAGGAGCGAACAGCAGGAGAGCUAAUCGGUGGAGGGAGGGGAAAAAUAAAUAGCUCCGUCACAGUGGCAGCUUUUGAUCACCUGUGUGUUUGAGUGUGAAAGACAGAGAGUUGUACAUGGAGUGAGGACAAAAUUUCAUGUGAUUUUAUUUAUUUAUGUAGCCUGCGGUGUUUUUCCCAUCAGAAGAAGACAAAGAUAGACUUUCAUGUGUCAUGUUUUGAAGGCUUCCUUUGUGCUCCUGCAGAACUCAGUGGCAGUGUUCAGAGAGCUGUGCGGAGUGUCGGCAACAGCCAACCUCAUGCAGUGCGUACUCGCUCUGGGCUCCAGGGUGUCAGGACCAGAUGGGGCGCCCUUACUACUGUUCGACGUCCGGGACCACUACCCAAGCCUGGAGCCCCAGGGGCCCUUACCAGACGUCCUUCGCCGGGUUGUCUCCACAUAUGAAAUGGUGAGGAAGGAAGAAACCGGCACUUCAUGUACUUAUGAUAUACUGUAUAUGUAAUAUACAUUUAGAGGAAGGAAAGGCCAAACAAAAGCAACACAGAUUAAAAAAAAGACUCCUCCCAUCUCCUGUCUGCUUGAAUGAACAAUAUAAAACCCCUGCCCCAGACAAAAGUUUCCUUUUUGGCCAAGAUUUCCACAAACAGACGGAGAGAGCCCUUGUUGUCAUGUGGCAGACAAUGUUCCCAUUUGUCCCAGCUGUAGAAAAGACACAUAAAAACUUAAGUGACGAUUUAACCUUGGUCUAAAAGCUCUGUGUGUCUCCACCCAAACAAACUGUAAACUCUCAUCGACCCAGGAGAAAGUUCCUUAAUGGAUUAAUUUAUGUAAUGGGCCUUGAAUAAAUCUAGUUGUAAAGAAAAGGAAAGGAGAGGCAAGAGAGGACAAAGAAGGCGGGGAGAGGUGACAGUGAAUUGGUCUGUUUGUGAGCAGCAAGUCAGAGAAUGAAUCAGCGUCUGUGUGCAGUAUGUCAAGGUUAAGACUUUAAUUUAAGAUGCUUUCACUUAUCUUUGUAGCUGCAUGUGUGAAUUCAAGCAGCUGCAAUUUUCAACCAAACUUAACCUGGAUUUUUUCCUGCAAGCACCGUAAUAAAAUAUCCAUAUGAAGCACGUGAGCCAGCAGGUAGGGGCGAUGAUAUUUGUACCAUGUGACCAGUGCAAACCCAGAACAGCAACAUAUAUGGAGGUGAAUAACAACAUCAAGAAGAUAAGGACGUGGAAUCAAAUUCAAGACAAAAACAACAAAGAUGUCAAAUUCUAACUUAAGUUUUAUUGAUACUGAUGCAAGUAUUUAACUUUGAACGCUCCAUAUUGUGGAGCAAAAAGCCUUAAAAUGCAGAUAUUUUAAAAGAUAAAAAGAGAUUUGUAAUACUUCAGUUUAUCUGGCUUUUUGCAUGAAGCUCACAUUUAAGCAGGAUUAAGCCCUUUACUUUUACACGACCAUUUCUAACGUCUCUGCCCCCGCACGCUCACAUACACUCAGAAAUCUUCCUCAUGCUAGUCGUGAUCUGAAGGAGAGGAGAGAGCUUUUAAAAUGUACACGGUGAAGCCAGUCUUAACUUUUUUAUUAUAUCCAAUAACAGAAUACUUUGCCAUCUGGACCGCGCAUAUGGCCCCAUGUUACUGCGAAAAGUUUGCAUAAUGAUACCGAUGGCACCAACCAAUCAUGCACCUGUACCAAAAGACACCAGUUCUUCAUUCCCAGCUCCAGAGCUCACUAAUCACCUCUUCUUGCAUAAACAAGCAACUUCAAAACAGUGCUUCAAAAAACUUUUCAGAAAACUUUAUGAUUGUGUCUGUGAAACCGCUUUAACCUGUAUAAAAGAUAAACAACAAGACAUCUCUGCAGAACUAAAGACAAUAGAUUUGGAGUUCCCUGAAUCUAUUUCUGCAGUGGGGCUACAGGUAGUUGUCUGAAGCGUAUGUGUGGGUAAAUGUUUGUAUCUGUUAGUUGUGUCAUUACAAUAUAAACCUAUGCUGAGCUUUUACAGUAUCUGUCUGCAGCACCCACCUCUGCACAAAUAUGCUCUGCACACUGAUGCACACACAAAGGAGGAUAUAAUCAAUAAGCUUCUGUAGCUACAUUGAUAUUUGAAAUGCAAUGCAUGAUAAAAACAAGUUAUUUCAACACCCGUACUCUACAAUACAGUUGUUGAGCAUGGAGUUGUAAACGUUUGUAAAGUAUCAGAUAACAAAUAUAAACCAAACUUCCCAGAAAGAUGAAAAUUAUGACUUAAAUUCAUGCAAUAGGAACAGAGUUCCUACACAGGUGGAAUUUCCAUACUUUUCCAUAUCCUUCAUUUUAGAAUUAUUUUUUGGAAAUACCUACUUUUCUGUUUUAGAAAACAGUAUUUUAUAACUGUGGUAAUAGUCUGGAAACAUAAAUAUUUUUCCAGACUUUAUUUUUUAUUUUCCAUACUUUUUAAGACCUGGAAAUUGAUCAAAUUUAUUUCCAUACUUUUCCAUACUUGCAUAGGAACCCUGUAAGAACCAACUCAGAACAGAGUACAGAAUGCAUGCCUGUAAAAGUCUUAUUUAAAAGUGUCACCCAGGUCCCAUCUGUUAACAUGGAGGCUUUACGACUUAAUGUAGCCUUUCAGUAGGAUGAGCAGUUUUGGCUUCACAUUUGGGAAGCUACACUGUGCCUCACCAUCUCCUUUUAUUCCCUCUGGGUUUGGUGUGACUGCGGCUGACCACCACGAGUGUUUUUCCAUACAGAUGUGGUCCAGCACUGGUUGAAGUGUUGGUCUGACUUGUGUUGCUGCAGUUAACAACAUUAAACCCACUGUUUUUGCUGUCUGGCUUCUGCAAUACUUUUAAAAUUGAUAUUUACUCAAAGUGCACUUCUUCACGUUUCAUAUUGGAUAUUCCCCAGGAGACUCGUGGGCGGGGUGAUGGACAGUCAGUAUGAAUUGCCAAUUUAGAAAUGCUGUCCAGUGAGCAGUAUGUGUGCGUUAUGAGUGAAGGAGAGCAACAGAAGCAGGCUGCAGUGAAGAUAAAUGGAUCUGUUUCUGGCCUUAUUAAGUUAUGAUAAAGGUUUCCAUGUAUAAACCGUGACACUUUAAUUUAACUCGGGCUGUUUGUCACUGCUACGCGACCAGCAACUGCUCAAGACCUGUGACUGUCUGUUUGUGUGCCAGUGAGUAAAAACACGCGCGUACGUUUGUGUGUGUGUGGUUGUGUGUGUACACUUCCGCUUCAAGCCGGGCGUAACAGGGUUGAAAAAAAGCUCACCCUGGUGCUGAAUACCAUUAGCAUAGAUUUGAAUGGUGCUCAGCUAAAUAGAUUCCACACCUCAAUCCUGAUGCCUGCAGGAAGAGGCAAAAAAACAGACACAGGAAAUCGGGAUAAAUGUGUGUAUUUGCACAUGUGUGAGUGUGUUUGUGUACAGUAGAAUUGAAUCCGGUCAAAGUGGUGUACUGUAGUUAAUCCCUUAUUUGUCGAACAGCAUUUUCCCCCCACAGAGAGGUCAUGUCCCAGCAGGCUUUGUUGUGAGAGGAGGAGCAGAAUUAAUCAGGCAGAAGCAACUCCUGUCAUUCCCCUGCAUGUAUGCAUAUGUGUUUGUUUAUGCGUGUGUGUGUUUUGUGCAAGUGUCGAGCUGUUAAAUUAGUCCCUGUAGGCGCCUUCUCAUGCAGCCAGACUUACAUUUUUACUGUUCAUUUUGUGUUUUACCGCUAAAAGUGUACACUCAACAGGCCAUUACCUUGAUCAUAAUGAUAACAUAAUGCAAAACACAACAGUAGUAUCUGUUUGAUAGUAGGAAGCUCCCCUGUGGUUUAAAUCAACCUACGUUCACUGUUUAAUGAUUGGUUCUUUAAUGACGGACCAUUUGUGCUACACAAUGUGAUUUACGCACUGAAAACAAAGGGGCGGGAUGGGUUAAUGGUGUAUGAUGCUCUUUAAUUGUGUGUGUUUUCUAAUAAAUGCCUCUCUGUCUGCAGAUGGUCCAGGCGAGCCGAGCAGUGAUCGAGCUCUCCGAAGGAAUCUACGACAGGAUCCUGCAUGUGCAAACAAUGGGUGUGUAGGUUGGCGUUUUUGUGUGUACGCUCAUGUCAGUGUGUGUAUGUAAGGCUGGUAUGUGGAGCAUGUGUCAUUAUGUGUGUUAUGAGUGGAAACAGGCUGUGCUCGUGUUCUUAGGCCACUCAUGACAACUCCCACACAGCCUCUUUAACUGUGCUGGUACCCACUCAGCUGUGGCAGCUUGUGUCAUUAACUUAACAGCACUAUUUUUCUUUCUUUUCUUCUCCUGUCCUCUAAUGUUCUCUCCUUUUAUUCCCUCUAGUUCCUUCAUGAAGCACUUUAAGUGUCUUUUUCUCCUUUUCCUAUUCUGACCUCAUGCUUUCUUAUCUAUGCUCCUUCAUCCUCUCAUUGCUUUUCUCCUCCUCUAUCUAAGCUCCUACGUUUUAAAGCCUAGACUCUCAAAGUGUCCUCUUUUCUCUUCUUCCAUGUCUUCUCUGCUCUUUUUAAUUUCUUCACUUCAUCAUAUUUUCUUGCUUGUUUCCCUCAGUACUCUCCACUUUCUCGCUCAUCCUUUCUUUCUAUUCCUCUGAUGUUUUGCCCCUUAUACUUCUGCUUUCUUAUGUCCCCUCUGCCUGUCCAUUAUAUUUUCCUUUCCUUUCCUUUCCUUUCCUUUCCUUUCCUUUCCUUUCCUUUCCCUUUCCUUUCCUUUCCUCAAACAUCCUUUCCCUAUUUUCCUCUUUUCCUUUCCUUUCCUUUCCUUCCUUUCCUUUUCUUUCAUUCCCUUCCUUUCUUGUCUGUUGUUUUCUUUUCAUUCAUUUCCUUCCUUUUCCCUCCUUUUUUCUUUCUUUCUUUCUUUCUUUCUUUCUUUCUUUCUCUUUCUUUCUUUCUUUGUUUCUUUGUUUCUUUCUGUCUUUCUUUCGUUCUGUCUUUCUUUCUUUCUUUGCUUUCCGUCCUCCCUUUUCUUUUCUUUCUUUCUAUUUACUUCCCUUUUAUUUCCAUUCUUCCCAUCUUUGCAUUUCCCUUUUCCCUUUCAUUUCCUUCAUUCACCUGCAUUUUAUUUUUAUUAUUUUUUUCCAUCCUUUCCUUAAAUUUCCUUUCAUUUCCUUUUUCUUCUUUUCUUGCAUUUUCUUUCUUUGUAUUUCCUUCCACCUCCUUGUUUAGAUUUACCAGAUUUUCAUGUUUUAUUUUAUUUCCUUAUCUGUUUUCCCUUUAUUUCUAAAUCCUUUUUUUUCUUUUUUUCCUCCUUUCUCUUUCUGUUUCAUUACUUUCUUUACUCUCUUUUUUCACACCCUCAUAUACUUUGUGCUCCCCUCUUAUUCUUGCUUUUUUCCUCUUUACUAUUCCUGGCUUUUCUCUCUUCUUUAUUUUUUGUUCUUUUUCACGUACCUUCCCCUUCCAUUACCCUUUUCACUGAGUGCACCAUUACCAUGUUGUCACUCUGUUUUCUUAUUCUUGUAGCGUCUUCUCGCCUCGCCCUGCUCUCCUCUUGUUGUAUCCAUUUUCCUUUUACACUUAUCUCAUUUCCAUGUCUUUCCUCUGAUGCCCUUUCCUUCAUUCUCUUGUCCUCACCUCACCCAGGGUAUUUGUUCGGUCCUGUCCUCUACACACAGUCAGUGCUUUCAGACGGUUAUGUGAGUCUCUGACGGGCUCACUUCAUUUGUAUGUUACAAGCGGACUGAUUUGAAAUUGACACGUCUCCCAUCAUCGAUCACCCUUAAGCCGAGGGCAACACAUCUGACCAGCCAAUAUUAUUUCUGUGAUCUUUGGCAGAGGUUUGUUUACACGGCUGGGCCCCGGGGGUCAUCUGACAUUAGUCAGCCAGACUGUCGUCACUGUUGGGAUAAACAGACGCACACAUCAACACACACUUUACCCUCCCUCUACGUGAUUCAGUCUUCAGCUGUCACCCUGGAGACAGUGUGAUUGACAUUUGGAAGCAUUCACCAGAGAGUUUGUGCAAAAAAUAAACACAUUCACUUUUUUUCAAGACUCUCUGGGUGCUAGAUUUGAAAAAAGCUGCAACUAUACACGUCAUCUGUUUUUAAAAAGUGGCUCUGGAGAUGUUUACUCGAGCAUCUUUGGGUUUUAUUAGAGCUUUGUUGACAGUCUUAGGAGCUUUUUAGCACCACUCUUGAGAGGAGUGUGAAUACAUAAGAGGUAAUGAAGGAGGAAUUAAGAUGAACCUGAAGCGAGGUGAUAUUUCGAGGGGAGGAUGAUGAGUCAGUUGGGCCCAUUGAGAAGACAGGGGAAGUGUUAGACGGAGAUAAAUGUUGUUUACAGAUUUGCAGACAGCUCCUCUUUCCUCCCAGACAGUCCACCCUAUCGCUCACUAAACUUUAUUCCAGGUUCUUCCUCACAGCAGCUUCUUUUCAUGAUCAAAUCAUCUGUGACAUAUUCAUUCACCUUAAGCUCAGUUCUCAUUCACUGCUAAAAUACUGUUUAACCGCAUUGUUUCCUGUCAUAUAUCUUCAGUUUCUCGUGCAAUCACAUGCAGGAAAAGUGAAAAUGGUUCAGCCUUGUGCUUGAUGCCAGCACGUUCACCUGAUAAAGAGCAGCCACAGAGCCUGAGGCCUGAUCGCAUGAACAAAGCUCUUCCUGUGUGCGCAAAAAAAGAUGGCGAUCAGGUGAUCCCUAGGUGGCGGUCCUCCUCUGAGCCUUGCAAGAGAGGGAGGGCAGCCAAGAGGAAUAAGCAGGUCACCGGGAGGGAGUCGUGGGACGGCUGGUGGCAGAGAUGGAUGUCUGGAAGUUACAUCAGAGCAAAGAGAUGAAGCGCAGAGGGAGAAGCAAACCGUGGGAAGAUGAAUGGCAGAGAUAGAUAGCUGGAGGCAGCGCUGUGAGGAAGACAAGAACACCAGGGGAGAAGAGAGAGAGGGAGAGGAUGCAUUUUAGUUUGAGGAUAUGUUGCAGGGUUAAAGGGCUGCCUCACUUUCAAACACCUCUCAGUCUUGCCAGUGAAUUUUAGAUUAAAUCGCAGCAAAGAUAACUUGGCAGAGGGCUGAAAACCAGCAGGGGGGGCCUCCAUUUCUGCUUGAAAGUUGCAUGUCUGUAACUCCAUCCAAGAGUGAUGUUGGUACCCAGCAGCUGUCAUCUGACAACAAUGGGAUGAAGGUCAGCUCCUUACUGUUACUGGUGCAGCUAGAAGUCUUAGCCAAGUCUUCCUUUUUUACUGGGCUGCAUUGUCCGGUUAGCAACUGGAGGGGCAACCAUGUGUUUAGGUCAACAGCAAAGUUGGAGCACCGAGGAUGUUAGGGGGGUUUGUUAACAACCUGAGUUUACAUCAGCUGUUGACUCCCUACAGCGUCUGGGGGCAGCAGCCAACUUUCCGGGGCUUCCGGUGUAGCCAUCUGCUCACAACAAAGUCCUUUCUGCCAAGACUUUCUUUUCAGUCCUGGGCUUUAUUUACAGUUCAAUUACAGACUUGAAGUAGAGAAUGGAGUCAGAGUGUAACUUAUCACACUUUUACUCAGACCUCUGUUCACAGAAACGUAAUUCUAUGUAAUUUAUUACAGGUAUUAGCAAUUACUACCUCCCAUGGGAGCUGUAUGGAAGCCUGUUUCUGCUAAAUCAAAUCAAAAAUAGAGAGAGGGAGACUUGGCCUUAAUAAAAAAAUGAAAAAUCCUAAACACAAAGUCAUUAUUAUGAGAUAAGAAAGUAAAGAAAAUCAAAUGUUGAAAUUAUGAGAUAAAAAUAAGAUAAAAUAAUAAAAAUGAGAUUAAAAAAUCAUAGUUAUAGGAUAUGAUUGUGACUUUUAUCUCAUCAUAAUGACUUUUUCUCUCAUUAGUAGGACUUAUAAUCUCAUAAUUUUGACUUCUUUUGUCAUAAUUUUGACCUUUUCACAGUUUUAAGUUACUAUCCAAAUCAUAGUUAUGACUUUUAAUCCAUAAUUUUGACUUUUAACUCAUAUUUAUGAUUUUUUCUUAUAAUUAGAUUAUUUUUUUCAAUAUAUUCUGACUUACGUCAUUAUUUUGACUUUAUUUAUUAUGAUCUCAGCAUUUUUUAUUCAUAACUAUAACCUACUGUCUCAUUAUUUUACUAUUCUGCUAAAAUCUCAACCUUUUACCUUUUGAUUAUGUCCUACUACCGAUAAAGACUAUCCCAAAAGUUUGUCUUGCCAUCUCAUAAUUACAAUUUAUUUUUCAUAUAUAUGACUGAAUAUUUUAGAUUUUGUAUGAACAAGUCUACCUUUUUUGUUUUCAACUCGUGAAAACAUUAUUGUAACCACACUCAGCCCUUUGUGCUUUCCAGCCACUUUUCUUUAAAACACUUAUGAACAGUACUCUUCAUUCUGCAAACAGAAAUCACAACAUCUCUAAAACCAAAGUCCAGUCACAUGCCAGCAGAUGCUACAUUAAAAAAAGAAAAACUGUAGAAAAGGCUUCAUUAGUACUUUAAUUUCUCACUACUUUGUCACAGUCUGGAGGAAUUUUGGGUGUACUGGCCCUUUAACAGCCUCAGCUGAGCAGCUCCUCUGACUUGUGUAGCACCAAGAAACACAUCUGUUUACAUAGAUUUACCCUUCAUAAACACAAUUAUAUGUACAGUAUAUGCCUUGUUGUCUCUCCCCAUCAUGCCUCUUCACAGGUCACGUAGAGGACAGGAAGUGAAGGUUUUGUACUUCCUGUUAUGCCUUGCUUGGCAGCCCCCUGAAGGUUAUUUUGGCCUGAGGGUCAGGACCCCGUUACUGUGUCUGCACACUGUCCCAGGAUUGGCUUGGAAAUAAUGUUCUCUCCAUCGGCUUCGCUUGGUUUCACUGGGAAAUAGAAACACACUCAUACACACUCACAUACACACACUCACACACACUACAUUGGCACGUAGGCUUUGAGUUGCCUAGCAACCGCCUGCUAAAGGUUAUUAUUCAGGCAACUUCUGUAGGUGUGUGUGAGUGUGGAGCAGUUACAUGGCAUGUGUGUGCAGGUGUGUCCACGUUUGCAGCCGGUUAGUGACUGAAGGGGAUUAUGGGUAAGGAGUUGGUAAAUUAUACUCGAAUCAAAUUUGUGUACACUGAGUGUUUGUUCAUGUGUGUGAGUGUUUGUGUUUACAUUUGUGUGUGGUCCAAAGCUUGGCAUGGCUGGCGUCUGGGCUCUCGUUGAUGGCUUGCAGCAAUGUGUGCCCCGUGUUAACCCACUUCCGGGUUUCCAUGGUAACAGUGGGACAGUGGCCCGGGGCGGUCAGAGGAAGCCAGACACACAACACAACUCAGUGCGCACACUGGAAGUGGCUGCUGGCCUCACUUCUAUGACGCUUUUUCUCUUUCUUCUCUUGAAGUGUUUGCUUUAAUCCCUCGCUCACAUUUUUCAUUCACUUCCAUUAUUUCUUUCCUUUUUUUAUUAUUCGCACUCAGUUCCUUUUCCCCUCUCUUUGAUGCCUAAAGUUUGUGUAAUCUGGCAAAGUUGGAAAGACUUGAUGUAGAAGUUGGACUCCAGCAUGAAUUUCAAUAAGCAGGGAUUAAUUAGGAGUGGAUAACAAUAUUAAGUGUGGGCGGAAACGAAGUUGGUUGAUAAGAGUCCUUGAUGUGAGCGGCUUCAUUAAGCGUAGGCUUGGAUGAAGACGGGAGAUACUACAGAAUUUCCCAACUGUGGUGGAGGAAAGCCUGCAGGUGGAUGAUGCAAACACUCGGACUAAAGUUUCACUGACUUUUUCCACUAUUUUACAGUUUAAACAAUGCAAAUGUUCGGCCAAAGUUAGAUUUACAGAGCAGCACGUUUUAAGCUUGUCUAUAUUUUUCCACUGUUGUAUAAUGUGUGCAGUGCCCGUGGUGAUAGUUGUAUUCUGUGUGUGUGGGUUUUAAUACCUGAAAGAGACUGGUGUGCUCAAAGCUGUAACUGAUGAGCUCACAGAAUCAAACUCAUCCGUGUCCCCUGUUAAUUACAGCUACAGCGCUGAUAUGCUGACUCUGUAACAUCAUCUGUUGUUAAAUGAUGACAGUAGCUUUAUUUGAAAUGAGAAAAGAGAACCAGUCACACCUUUGGAGAUUAAAUAUCCAGCAGUCUUACGAAGCAAAUCCACAAGAAAGACUCGAUAGAAAUAUGUAAAUCCCUGCAUCAGUGGUUUAACAUACAUUCAUUGACUGUAAAUCAGCUUUGACUAUGUUCUCCAGCAUGCGAACAUGCUAAACAGCUUCAGUCCAAGUUUAAUGCAUGUAUCCUUCUUAAAUAAGCUGCAGGCUUAAGGACAUUGUCGUUGUCCAUUAUUUUUAUGCAAAUUAUGGUAGUUAAACUUAAAUCAGUGACAUGAAAGUUAAUGUUGGGGCUUCAUGAUACUGUUGUUUAAGAGAACCCAAGACAUUUGGACAACAGAUCUCAAGAGAUCAAUUUGGGUGCGUUAAAUGAGCUGAGUUGACACCAAGCAGAUGGCAACUGGCAGCAAGCUGGUCCUCACAACAGUGACGGAUGUAAGCAUUGUUAUAUGGUAAAAGCAUUUAAGAUUAUAGGGUAACUUAAGUAUUUUUCAACCUGGGCCCUAGUUUCCCAUGUGUUUGACUGACAGGGAGAACAUUUUCCAUUAUUGGUCCAGUAUUUAGAGAGAGCUGAGCAGCCGGCAGCUGCAAACCAGUUAAAAUGUAGUUGACCAGGCAAUUACCCAUUGUAGGAGCCAAAAUAUAAUUAUUGAAAGUUUUAUUUCUGUAGGUACAUCACUUCCAGGAUCGUCACUGAGGGGUGUGGUUUUGGGAAGUUUGGCGGGUUAUUUAAAAACUCACAGGUGUAGUCAGACAACGGGUUUAAUGAGCACUGAUAAUUUUCUGUUGACUGUUUUUGACCGUUUCUCAUUGUUUUUCACCGAUUCAUUCAUUCAUCCUGUUUUGACCUCAUUUCACCUUUUCAGUUGAAGGCAAAAGUAUUGGACCCGGAGCAGCGUGUUUUCUUCCCCCUUUUUGAACAAUAAAUCAUUUUUUCUAACACUCAAAUUGGACUGAUCAUUCAAGCGAGUCACAGUUGUAAGCGAACCUAAACCCCAGCGGCCUUUUUUAUUGAAGGAAAGCAGUCGCUACACCCAUCCUCAAACUAGAAGUGCAAUCAACACAAAAGUUCCUCACUGAAGCAUUAAUGUUGCUGAUGUCUUGAUAUGAGCUAUUAAAGUGAGAAAAAUAAUAAUAAUCUGAUUAUUUCUUUCUUUAUUCAUUUAUUUAUUUAUUUUAAAUUUUGCAACCUUUGGAUUUUGUAGAAACUGCUUUUGCUUAUAUUUUCCAAAGCGAAUAAUGCAUUGAACGGGCUAAAGACACCAAGGUGGAAAUAUGACUUAAAGCUCCUGUAAGGAACUUUUGGUUCGCACCAAUUUUAGCAACCCUUGUGGACAAGCAGUCUAAGCUUAUCUUGUCCUCUAGAUGCUAAAAUUAUGGCUUUGACCAAGAAUCUCAUCUUUCUGGCUUUGUGUGUCACUUAUUCUGAUUAUUUUAUGAGGAAAUUGCAAAAACUGGGCUGUGUCAAUAGCUGCCCAGUUUACAUCUACCGCCUCUCACUACUUUUAAGGAGAAAAGUUACAGUAUAUGAAGUGUCAGUCUUGUUUCUGAGAGUUUUGUUUGCCCUUUGAACAUAAAGAAAAAAACAAACAAACAAAAAAAAACACCUGUAUGAAUUUAAGUCGAUCUCAGAAAUGACAAAAAAAAUCCUUACAGGAGCUUUAAACCUUUUAUAGAGAACAAAAUCAGUAAUAAGACAAGAUGUGCCAAACUCAACUCUAGGCUUAACUUGUGCACAGAAGCUUUAUUUUUCUUAAUUUUCUGAAUUUUUAUUUAUUUAUUUUUCUUCUCAACAAAUAACUGUUUCUCUUCGAGAUAGACCAAAAAAAAAAAGGUUGAAUCCAUCACUUGACUGCUUUUCAUUAAAUGACACUGUACGGUGUUAAAUCUCAUGGAUUAGUGGAUUAUCUCAUGGAUAACUUUUACAUCUUGAAUUCUUUUAAAGUAAGUGUCAGAACAUUCUCCUCUAAUCUGCCGUUCUCUCCUCUCCUGUGUUUUUUAUCUUUAGCCAUGGAGUUUCAUGAGAAGCUACAGAGUCUGGCAACAAAGGAGGGGCUGAAGGGUCGUAAAGUCAGCCGAGCUUUAGAGAGUUUCAGCUGGAACAUCACCAUCCUUAAGGUCAGUGGCACACAGACACUCAAACACUCACACAGACACACACACACACACACACAAACCCAAACAGCCUCCAGGAAAGACUGUUCGAGACUGCCUCUGCCUCAAGCUGGCUGCUCAUACCUCUGCCCUCCUCUUCUUUUUUUUACUCUCUCUGUACUCUCCUUUCUCAGGGUCAGGCUGACCUGCUGGAGCAUGCCAGAGCUGAGGUGCAGGAGAACAUGAAGCAGGUCCAUGAUGCGGCUUUGACAGGAAACCUCACCAAGGAGAGUGCAGGAUUGAGGAGAGUGCGCUCGCAAACUCGCCGAGGACAGGAGGAUAAACCAAACGUGACUAGUUCUCGAGGACCCUCUGAAUAGCAAGAAAAUGACCAACACGUGAAUAAGGACCAAACUGCCAUCGUAGCUGCUGUCUUAAACCCCCUUUCCUGUCAGUCAACUUCUUACCCCGCCUUAGUGGAGGGCUUUUCUCACAUUUUGAGGGAGCUAAAGCAAGAACUGUGUUUUCAAGAGGGACAAAUGAGAGAGGAUGAAUGUAAAAGACGUCAAAAUGCAGCCUGAUCGCUGCAGAAGUCUGAGCUGAUAAAUGACACUGGAGGGACGAAUGUAGUUACAGCCAAGGUUCAGUUUACUGUAUUAAACUGUAAAUACUUUUAAGGUCUAUUAGCCUCUUCUUAUGUGCAAUUUGUCCUGAAAAAGCAAGAAAAAAGUUGUCGUUUUUCUGGCACAGUGAGAGACAAAAUAUGUUCAGAUCCUUUAAAAGAAAGAUUUUUUCAAAACUGCCACCUCCAAGUUAGUAAAAAUCUAGCAAUACCACAUGAGGAUUUAAUAUCAGGAAAUGGUCUGGGUAUGUUUGAAGGAGAUGCACUUUCUCAACGGAAGAUAAGCAGGACAUUUUUCUGAAUGUUUGAGGUCUUAUAAAUGUCUUGGACCUGUGCUGCCCCUGUGUGCCAUUUCUCCAAGAAGCGUCCCCCCGCUCUUCAUUCCUCCAUCUUUAUCCUCCUCAUUUCACCCUCUGAGUAGUGUUGCCUCACGUACAGUAUUCUAUAUUUUUGUAUUCCUCCUGAAACCUCUGUGCUAAUUAAACCACCGCUGCCGCCAUAUCGAUCCACUGGACUCGUUAAUGUCUGCCUUUAGGGAACAAAAAUCUUUACGUUUCAAAGUGCUUACUUUGUGUGCAAAACACUGUACAGUAUUUUAAUAUGUUAUCCAAUCCUUUUGCUGUGAAGAAUAUUUUACAUAAGUUAUUGAUCCUGAAUGAAAACAUUCCAGUUAAAGGUGCAGUAGAUGAGGUUUCGGCCUGAUCAGCUGCGACGGGAGUUGCAUUUCGUGAUCCUCCUUUACCGUCGUGAUGGGAAUAAAUAAGUUUUUAAAUAAAA
This is a messenger RNA of Xyrichtys novacula (pearly razorfish), 37788 nucleotides long. Lineage: Eukaryota; Metazoa; Chordata; Actinopteri; Labriformes; Labridae. The record is from the annotation of a GenBank genome assembly.